Messenger RNA from Gekko japonicus, 960 nucleotides. It is a transcript of the gene FGF17, whose product is annotated as fibroblast growth factor 17. Lineage: Eukaryota; Metazoa; Chordata; Lepidosauria; Squamata; Gekkonidae. The transcript has 4 exons. Gene Ontology annotation, biological process: cell differentiation; regulation of cell migration; animal organ morphogenesis. Gene Ontology annotation, cellular component: cytoplasm. The record is from RefSeq and is a predicted model, not a curated record. The coding region runs from base 1 to 960 and encodes 319 amino acids. Gene Ontology annotation, molecular function: type 2 fibroblast growth factor receptor binding; growth factor activity; type 1 fibroblast growth factor receptor binding.
AUGGUGGUAGAGUCUCCUCCAGUGACUCCAACUGCAUUCCAGAAGGAUCAAGAGGAGGACGCCAGCAUGGAAGAAGUCCAUAUCAACUUUGAUUCUAUGAUCCCAUCUGGUUUGGGUGACUUUCCACACAACUAUGCUGCUCAAACCAGUGAACAACAGCAUCAGCAACCACCCCUAGAACCUAACACUACUGGGAAAACUGAAGAUAUGGCAUUUCCAAAGUCCUUGGAAAGUAGUUCCACAGCUGGAGCAGAAAAACUGAGAGUUGUGAAGCAGCCUGAAGAGGAAGCAGAGAACAGUAAGCCGGCUUUAGUAAAUGACCAUCGGAGUGGAGGAAAUGAGAGCCAGUUGUUCCUCAAGACUGAGUUUGCAGUGCCAGGGGAGAAUCAAUCGUCUCCUAAUUUUAACCAGUACGUGAGGGACCAGGGCGCCAUGACAGACCAGCUGAGUCGGAGGCAGAUCAGGGAGUACCAGCUGUACAGCCGGACCAGUGGAAAGCAUGUCCAGGUGAAUGGCAAAAGGAUCAUUGCCACAGCUGAAGAUGGCAACAAGUUCGCAAAGCUGAUCGUUGAAACAGACACGUUUGGGAGCCGAGUGCGCAUCAGAGGAGCUGAGAGUGAGACAUACAUCUGCAUGAACAAGAAAGGGAAGCUCAUUGGCAAAAUGAAUGGAGAGAGCAAGGACUGCGUCUUCACUGAGAUCGUUCUGGAGAACAACUACACUGCUUUCCAGAAUGCCCGUCACGAAGGCUGGUGCAUGGCAUUCACUCGCAAGGGCCGGCCCCGCAAGGCCUCCCGGAGCCGGCAGAACCAGCGUGAGGCUCACUUCAUCAAGCGCCUCUACCAAGGCCAGUUGCCGUUCCCCAACAAUCCCCAACGCCAGAAGCAGUUCGAGUUUGUGAGUUCUUCAUCCCCAACUCGGAGGACAAAGCGCACCCGUGGACCCCGUACUCAAGCUUAA